This is a messenger RNA of Lactuca saligna, 759 nucleotides long. NCBI's taxonomy places the organism in Eukaryota, Viridiplantae, Streptophyta, Magnoliopsida, Asterales, Asteraceae. The record is from the annotation of a GenBank genome assembly.
AUGGCAACAGCCGCCGCAGCACUUCAACAAGCUCCGGUCACAUUCCAGUCCCGGACUCCAGUCUCAACUCGUGUAAGUUCUGUCAAGCCAGUAAAGUUCUCCUUUUCAGGCGGAUUAAGACUCCCAAAGCUAUCUAUCAAACUAACUGGGAAACCACGGCGCAGCGGAGGCGGCGGUGCCUCCGGAGCUAAGAUGGCCGAUUCCGCCGCAGGAAGUUACGCCGCAGCACUGUUGGAGGUUGCAGUCGCAAAUGGAACACUAGAGCAGACUGUCAAAGACGUCGAAUUGGUCGAUCAACUCUUCUCAGAAGACAGCUUACUCAGUUACUUCGUGAGCCCAAUCGUAAGCCUCGAAGACAAACGAGCAUUGCUCGAUGAUAUCACAGCGUCAGGUAAACUCCAAGUACACGUCUGCAAUUUCAUCAACAUCUUAGUCGAGAGUAAGCGGAUCGAUAUGAUCAAGGAGAUCGUGAAGGAGUUCGAGCUGGCUUACAACAGGUUAACAAACACAGAGUUGGCCGUGGUAUCAUCGGUGGUGAAGCUCGAGGAACAGCACAUGGCGCAGAUCGCGAAACAAGUGCAGAAACUCACCGGAGCAAAGAACGUGAGGUUGAAGACAGUGAUUGAUGAGUCAUUGGUUGCUGGAUUCACAAUCAGGUAUGGGAAUUCUGGAUCCAAAUUGAUUGAUAUGAGUGUGAAGAAACAAUUGGAAGAAAUUGCUGCAGAGCUUGAGAUCGGCGACAUUUCACUUGCUGUAUGA